Caenorhabditis briggsae is the source of this 324-nucleotide messenger RNA. Bases 1 to 324 code for a protein of 107 amino acids. The record is from RefSeq and is a predicted model, not a curated record. The transcript has a single exon. NCBI's taxonomy places the organism in Eukaryota, Metazoa, Nematoda, Chromadorea, Rhabditida, Rhabditidae.
AUGGACCCAGGGACCCAGGGACCCAGGGACCCAGGGACCCAGGGACCCAGGGACCCAGGGACCCAGGGACCCAGGGACCCAGGGACCCAGGGACCCAGGGACCCAGGGACCCAGGGACCCAGGGACCCAGGGACCCAGGGACCCAGGGACCCAGGGACCCAGGGACCCAGGGACCCAGGGACCCAGGGACCCAGGGACCCAGGGACCCAGGGACCCAGGGACCCAGGGACCCUUCUAAAUGUUUCUGAAAAGUUCAAAUUCCCGCCAAUCCCUCUGAAAUUUCAGAACUCCUUAUGCAAUGGUAUCACUGGCUCCUCCUCAUAA